This is a messenger RNA of Capsella rubella, 1183 nucleotides long. Its product is annotated as translation initiation factor IF3-4, chloroplastic. Bases 116 to 976 code for a protein of 286 amino acids. The record is from RefSeq and is a predicted model, not a curated record. Gene Ontology annotation, biological process: translational initiation; ribosome disassembly. Gene Ontology annotation, molecular function: translation initiation factor activity; ribosome binding. Lineage: Eukaryota; Viridiplantae; Streptophyta; Magnoliopsida; Brassicales; Brassicaceae. The transcript is spliced from 9 exons.
UCUGGGGUGUUAUUCUGGAUAAGAUGAUUUAUUUAUUUAUUUUCCUUCUGUUCUUUUCUUUUUUAAAUCUGAUCUCUCCGAUUGGUAGAGAGGCUCUGACUCUGAAAGCGCCGCCAUGACUGGGAUCACCAGCACCGUCGGACUCAACGCCAUUCUCGCCGGAGUCACCAAAACGGCUACGCAUCAUCGGCCGUCCUCUGUUAAGUCUAAGCUCUUUGGUGUCAGACUCUAUCUAGCCGAACUGUCAAUUGUUUCUCACUCCCCUUAUCAUCGUCGUUGCCCCGUCAUCACCUGCCGUUACGGAGGCGGUGGUGGCGGCAGCGGAGGUGCUAGAUUUCCGGGAGAUAGGAGAGGUAGGCAAAAACAAUCAGAGGAUGAUGAUGCGCUUGAUAUCUCAGCUAUCAGGUCAGCCACUGUAAGGCUUAUUGAUGAUCAGCAGAACAUGAUUGGUGUAGUUUCAAAAGAUGAAGCGGUUCGAAGAGCUGAAGAAGCUGAGCUUGAUCUGGUGAUUCUUUCGCCGGAUGCAGAUCCUCCGGUUGUCAAAAUGAUGGAUUACAGUAAAUACAGAUACGAACAGCAAAAGAGGAAAAAGGAACAGCAAAAAAAAACUACUCGCAUGGACUUGAAGGAGCUUAAAAUGGGAUAUAACAUCGAUCAGCAUGACUAUUCUGUACGCAUGAGAGCAGCUCGAAAAUUCUUGCAAGAUGGUGACAAGGUUAAAGUGAUUGUGAACAUGAAAGGCCGGGAAAACGAGUUUAGAAAUAUUGCUAUUGAGCUCCUUAGACGAUUUCAGACUGAAAUAGGAGAGCUUGCAACUGAGGAGAGCAAAAACUUCCGGGACAGAAAUUUGUUUAUCACCUUGGUGCCAAACAAGGAACUUAUUCGGAAAGUGCAAGAACCACCCCCAAAAAAGAAGAAAAGGCCAGCGGAUGAUGAAGUUUCAGCGGCAGGUAUAACCACAACGCAAGAUAUAUGAUGCACAAUUGUCUGAUAUCAAAUUAAUCACCAAGGAUUGGAGAGCUAGACAUAAUAAAUGUCUGAGAUAUGAUAUCUGUUAAAUGUUCAGGGAGUUUGGUAAAUUUCUGUAUAGUUCUUUUUCUACUAUGCUGCUUGUAUUAGCCAUGUAUCUGUAACCAUAGAAAUAGAUUAUAUGAAUGAAGAUCUUCCUCAACUUUUUCGUAUA